CACCAACGGUACUCCUCCUCCUCCUCUUCACCAUCAUCGUCCACAGAACAACCAAGACUGUAUUCCUUCACGCCGCGGUCGCACCCAUACCGCCUCUCUUUCGCCAACAGCCCGCGCUACAAGCUGUACGGAGCAAAAGGCCCACACUAACUCUCGUUCAAGGCGUCCGGACAUUGGCGCAACCUUCCCCCUAUCUCCGUCGCUCACUGCAUUCUCCCACCGGCAUCACAGCGAAGCCCACGACCAGCAUGACCAUCCCAGACGGAAUCAAGCCCGCGAGGCCUUCCCCGCUCGCUAAAUCCGCCGCCGUCCCAGCCGACGACAAUGUCACCGUCCUUCCUUCGCCGAGCGACGCCCCAUCAAAACUGAAGCUCUCGGGGAACAUCAUCUCCGUCACCUGCUUCACUCCGUACACGAUCGGCUACCGACGGAAAGCCAAAGACGUCGAUGAACGCGAGGCCGGCAGCUCGACGUGGGAGUUGACCCCGCGCCGCGGAUCGUCCGCCUUGUAUGACACUCUUAAACACUUGGCCUCGAAGGAGAGCAAGUGGAAUCAUACCAUCGUAGGAUGGACCGGCGAUAUCACGGAGCUCUCGGCGAAGGCUGCGACGAAUCCGCUGCAGCACCUACAGAAUUCUAGGACCGCCCAGGUCGGCAAUCCCCCGCCUGCCACCGGAAAUAUCCCCGGGAGAAUCCAGCCCGGAUUGUUGAAUCGCACCAAGAGUUUUCAGACUCCGCCGCCGGUUCCGGUUUUUAAGGGAACCCAGAACAGAAUGACGAUGACGGCGUCGGACUUUUCUCGCGAACGGCCUGAGGAGGAACAGGUGCCGAAGGUUACCAAGGAAGAGCGGGAGGAGCUGCAGACUGUCCUGGGAAAGUGUGCUGCUGAUGUUGGUUGGGAAAAGAUUCGCGCUGUGUGGUUGGGAGACGAGGAGGAUGGAGGUGUCACUCUGACCUCGAUGACUAGGUGGGUGCAGUACGCCGAGAAGGUCCUCUGGCCUACGUUCCACUACAUCAUUCCUCAGACGUUUCCCAUGGCCGAGGGAUCCUCGCUCGAGGAGAAGGGCUGGUGGAGGGAUUACUUGCGAUUCAACAAUGCCUAUGCGGACGAGAUUAUGAAGAUAUACACCCCCGGCGACAUCAUUUGGAUUCACGACUACCAUCUACUAGUCCUGCCGGAGAUUCUCCGUCAGCGUAUUGGGAGGGAUGUUCACAUCGGCCUCUUCGUCCAUGCUCCAUGGCCCUCGUCUGAAAUAUUCCGCAUCCUUUCCAGACGGAAGCAGCUUCUGAGUGGAAUGUUGGCCUCCAACAUGAUCGGUUUCCAGUCCGAGACCUACAAAGAACAUUUCGUGUCGUGUUGCAAGAGGAUUCUGGGAUUUAGAGAAUCUCUGGACUCAAAGGGCAACUGCACCGGAGUUGAGACUUAUGGAUCCCAUUGCGCAGUGCACACAUUGCCCAUUGGAAUCGACUAUGAGAAAGUCAAUUCUGCAGUUAGGAAUCGGGGCGUCGAGGAAAACAUGGCGAAGAUUAGAAGCGGAUAUGGAGACCGAAAGAUCAUUGUCGGUCGUGACAGACUCGACAGUGUUCGCGGAGUGCUGCAAAAACUGCGCGCUUUUGAGCGUUUCUUGGAGACGAAUCGCGAAUGGAUCGAUAAGGUUGUGUUGAUCCAAAUCACAUCUCCUUCGUCGUUGGUGGAAUCACAGGCGAUUGAGAAUAAGGUGUCUGAACUGGUUUCCCAGAUCAACGGCAGAUUCGGGUCGCUACAUUACACCCCCGUCCAGCAUUACCCCCAAUAUCUGCAGCCUCAGGAGUACUUUGCACUCCUGCGCGUCGCUGCUCUUGGGUUGAUCACCAGUGUGCGAGAUGGGAUGAACACGGCAUCUCUAGAGUACAUUAUCUGUCAGGAAGAGACACACGGUCCCGUCAUCUUGUCCGAAUUCACCGGAACGGCCGAGUCGCUGCAUGACGCUAUCAUCGUCAACCCCACAAACACAGAACAGGUCGCAUACGAGAUUGCGAGAUGCCUAUCAAUGUCCGAGGAGGACAAGAAAGCGCAUCAUGCUAAGCUCUACGAGUACGUAACCACCAACACCUCACAGGCAUGGAACUCGCGCUUCCUGAGCUGUCUCUUCGAUGAGCUCGUGUUCGACGCCUCCCACCCCAUCACACCGGUGCUGGAUUCGCAGCGCCUGCUCACCGCCUACAAGGAGAGCAAGGAGCGGCUCUUCAUGUUCGACUACGACGGCACGCUGACGCCGAUCGUCACGGACCCGGAGAUGGCGAUCCCGGCCGACCGAGUCGUUCGUACGCUCAAGCGUCUUGCGCAGGAGCCUGGUAACUUAGUCUGGAUCGUAUCCGGGCGCGACCAAAAUUUCCUGAGCAAAUGGCUCGGUCACAUCGACGAGCUGGGCCUCAGUGCCGAGCACGGCUGUUUCCUGCGCUACCCAGGCCAGACCGAAUGGCAAAACCUCGCCGAGCUCAUGGACAUGAGCUGGCAGGCAGUCGCCGAAGACGUGUUUGCACGGUACACGGAAAAGACUGCCGGCUCGUUCAUCGAGAAGAAGAACGUAGCCGUCACGUGGCACUACCGCCGCGCCGAACUCGGCCUGGGAACGCACAUGGCCAGCCUCUGCCGCGCCGAGAUGGAAGUGGCACUCAGCCAGUGGCCCGUUGAGGUCAUGGAGGGCAAGGCCAACCUCGAAGUGCGUCCGCAGGCGCUCAACAAGGGCGAGAUCGCGCGCACGCUCGUCAAGGCCAUGAAGCGCGACGACGGAAAGGGCGUAGGCUUCGUCCUCUGCGCGGGCGACGACCGCACCGACGAGGACAUGUUCGAUGCGCUCAACCAGCUCGAGGAGCAGGGCCGCGACGGCGAGGCAGGCGAGUUGAAGAAUAUCUUUAGUGUUACCGUCGGCCCGAGCUCGAAGGUCACCUCUGCAAAGUGGCAUGUACUCGAGCCCAGCGAUAUUGUCGACGCGGCCGGCCUCUGUGUCGGCAUUGUGGAUCCGAGGGAUGCGGGCGUUUGUAAGGGUGUCGAGGCUUAGAUUUGUUUCUGCGUGCGUGCGAUUUGGACUGAUCUGCGAAUAAGGCUUUUUUCUCUUCCUGUUUUGUUUUGUUUUGUUUGUUUGGUAUGUCCUUUGUAGAGAUAAAUGGCAACAGGGUACAAUACGAAAGAACGGUGGGGUCCUUUGACAGUCCUUGUGUGGUUGAAACUUGAGUGACUUUUGAACCUCCCCUCGCACCUGCCACCGCGAGUGAUAGGUAGUGAAUACCAGUCUCC
Molecule: messenger RNA, 3277 nt
Organism: Tricharina praecox
Lineage: Eukaryota; Fungi; Ascomycota; Pezizomycetes; Pezizales; Pyronemataceae
Product: glycosyltransferase family 20-domain-containing protein
Exons: 4
Coding region: 249-3041 (930 amino acids)
Biological process (GO): fungal-type cell wall organization; trehalose biosynthetic process; cellular response to heat
Cellular component (GO): cytosol; alpha,alpha-trehalose-phosphate synthase complex (UDP-forming)
Molecular function (GO): catalytic activity
Source: RefSeq, a predicted model, not a curated record